This is a messenger RNA of Quercus lobata, 579 nucleotides long. RefSeq lists its product as uncharacterized. The coding region runs from base 1 to 579 and encodes 192 amino acids. The transcript has a single exon. Gene Ontology annotation, molecular function: nucleic acid binding; zinc ion binding. Lineage: Eukaryota; Viridiplantae; Streptophyta; Magnoliopsida; Fagales; Fagaceae. The record is from RefSeq and is a predicted model, not a curated record.
AUGACUUUGUGGAAGCCUAGUGGCAGGUUGGACUGCGUGGAUUUAGAAAAGGACUUCUUUCUAGUUCGGUUUUCAUUAAAAGCUGAUUAUGAAAAUGUGCUAAGGGAUGGUCCUUGGUUCGUGGGAGGGCACUACUUGUCCAUUAGAAACUGGGAGCCAAACUUCAAGCCAUCGACGACCUGUGUCUCAUCCGUCGCGGUUUGGGUUCGAUUGCCGAAGCUCCCCAUUGAGUAUUAUGAACCAUCGGUCUUACGAGACAUUGGCGAAGCCAUUGGUCCAGUGUUAAGGAUUGAUGCGCAUACAGCUACAAAGUCUAAGGGGCGUUUUGCAAGGAUAUGCAUUCAGAUCAACUUUGAUAAGCCCCUUAUCAAACUCAUUAAAAUCGGUGGCAUUGAGCAACCGGUUCAAUAUGAGGGACUCAACUCCCUGUGUUUUUCCUGUGAACGUGCUGGUCAUAAACUUGAAUCCUGUCCAUACACAACUAGGACACCGGCGAAGGAGGUUGAACGUGAAGUUGAAGGUGACAACUCAACCACUAAUGAACAGAGUGCCCUUCAUGAGGAGACUUACGGGCCGUAG